Molecule: messenger RNA, 4511 nt
Organism: Octopus sinensis (East Asian common octopus)
Lineage: Eukaryota; Metazoa; Mollusca; Cephalopoda; Octopoda; Octopodidae
Product: wings apart-like protein homolog
Exons: 17
Coding region: 20-3712 (1230 amino acids)
Biological process (GO): regulation of chromosome condensation
Source: RefSeq, a predicted model, not a curated record
UCCAACGCCCUUCACUAAAAUGAAGCGGUGUGCCAUGAAAACGUAUGGUAGAUCAUCUGAAUCUGCUUCAAGUCGUGCCUUUGAUGAUAUAAUACAUAACAAAAAUAAUAAAAGCUUAACAGUAAAAGCAUCGCCUCUUAUUCAAAAAUGGGGAAAAACUUCCUUCACAGCAGUACGUGGACGAAGAGAAAGAGAUCCAGAGGCAAAAAUUGCCAGAGAUAGAGAAAUGGAAGUAUCUAAAAGAACUCGUUUUGAUGACGAUAUUUCCGAUGACCCUUUUAGCUUUGAAUCUGAAGACUUAAAAGGAACAAGCCGUAGUUCCAUAACUAUGGUACCUCUGCAUUCAAAUGCAUCACAGAAAAAUAUUAUUGUCACAGCUCCUGCUGUUGGCAUUGUAACCAAGAAGAAUUUCAAUGAGUACAAUAUUGAUCCUGCGGCAGUAAAACCAUUGCCUAACACAGAUCCUGAUAAAGUAUUGUACAGGUCAGCUAAAACCUAUUCUGUAAGUCCGACUAAACGAACUGAUAACAUGCGUCAAUCUACAAUAGACCAAUUUACUAAUUUGCACAAUAGUCCACAAGAACGACUCUCUUUGGAUUCUUCUCCUCAGAAAAUGACCAUCAAGGUCAGUGAUUAUUCAUACUCACAGAAAUUCUUCCUUUCUCCAAAUAACUCUGGUGUUUCUACCCAACAUUCCAACAGUCCAGAACCUUCAUCUUGCAUCACAUUGAGUGCUCAAUCUUCUCCUGAGAAACUGAUAUCUGUUUUAAGCAAUUUGCCUCCAUCUGAAGAGAAUACUGAUGAUGACAGUUAUAAAUUUAAACGGAAACCUAUAUUCCGCACAUACACAAAUCAUAAACUGCCUGUGUCUGUUGUUCCAACCAGCUCUCCUUCUAAACAUAUGGUAAAAUCAACAACUAAGACUAAAGCACCCAUCAGUGCCCAUGCAUCUAAUACUGUUUUAUGUGACACUCAAGACAGUUUCACAAACAGUACGGUCAUCUCUCGGAGUGAAGUGAAAAAUAAACGUGGCACAACCAUAAUAUUUCUAUGUAAGCCAAAAGGAAUGGACAAUAUCAAAAGUUUAAAGAAAACUCCGAGGGAAACUGCCAGCGAGUUAUUUGAUAAGAUUAUUAAAAAGAAAUCAGUGAAUGUAAGUGAAGAGAAGCAACCAAAUAUCAUUUCUCCAAGCAGCCCUGUUUUUUCAGAAAGUAGUGAUGAAGGGCCACCUCCACUUUCUCCUGAAGAAGUACGAAAAGGCUUAGAUGAAAUUGAGAAAGGUGGAUCAUCCCAGUUGAAUUUUGCUGAGGUUGAUGUUGAGAUGUUCAAUGAUCAUUCCGAUGAAGAAUCUAUAAAAUUGUUUUCACUGGACGACAAAGAUGAUUCUACGGGAUCUGAUGGGCCCAGCAAGAAAGAAGUUAAUUCUACCAAUGUGUUAAAGCACAAUGAAUAUGAUGAUCUGUUUAAAUUAGAUGAAGAUGAUGACUUUGAUUUUAUGAAUGACUCAUGUAAUUCUGUGUCGAACAGUAAUGAUCGUGACUCUCCUAAUGCAGAUAUUUUUGAUCUUGAUGAUGAUACUUAUGACAAAUCAUUAACUAUGAAAACAGCUAAAACUUACACCCGUCAGACAACAAAAGAAAAACCAACUGAAAGGAAAAUAUUUAAGUCUAAAAAUACUAGAUAUUCUAUCUCUGGAUCUGGUCAAACUAAAUUAUUGAGUAAAAGCCCAAAGAAGUCUCCAUCAAAAGCUGUAUAUAAUGCACGGUCUUGGGUGAUGGAUAUGGAUGAAGAUAUUGGUCAAAAAGGUGAUGAAGGACCAAGUUCUGCACGGCCUGGUAAACCAACUUCUGCUCCAUCAAAUAACAGCAGUUCCCAGAGCAGCACUGCCAAAACAUCUACAGAUAAAACUGUUUCCAAAUCUGGCACAGAGGUCCCUGCUAAUGUGGUCAUACCUAAACUUACUCGGAAAGUGCACUGGCCAUGCCGUGUUGGUGAUGAAGCAUUUACCUCCUUGAAAGUCAGUAAAGAACAUAAAGAGCUAUUCACGGUUGUACGGAAUGUAAAAGAGGCUCAUGAAGUUCAAGAAUCUGGUGAGACGCAAGAAUUUAUGGAUGAUGUAGAAUAUUUGUUGGCUGGUCUUGGUGAUACACAGCCUAUGUCCACCCGGUGUCUAAGCGCAUUUGGAAUUGCUUCCAAAUGUACUAUGCCUGCAUUUCGGAUGCAUUUACGAGCCCAUGGAUGUAUCACUAAAAUAUUCACUGCUUUGCACGAUGCCUCUUCCAAUCCUAGUUUAGCAUUGAGCACAGCAACCCUAAUGUUUAUGUUAAUGCGUGACCGACUCAGCUACGAUGUUGGCCAGGACACACUUAGUCUUAUUGUGCAGUUACUGGAAAUGGAGAGUGACAGUGAUUUAGACAACACUGAAUAUGUCCGGAUGAAAGAUAAAGUGAUGGAAUUGUACAAAGAAUGUCAUAAAAUAGGAAUGGCCAAACAAAUUGAUCUCGAGUCUAUAUCAACGGGUAAUUUGGCAAUGGAAUCAUUGUUGACUAUAGCUGCAUCUCGUAAUGCAUCAGAUGUCUUCAAGAAUGAGCUACGAUCCCUUGGAGCUCUCGACCAUAUUGUUAAUGCUGUGUGUUCUUGUGUAGAGUCAUUAGAAUCCCACUACAUAAAUACCAUGGACCAUGCACACAGAAGGAAGUUAGAAAAAGUUGACAGAUGCCUUAGGGUUCUGGAAAGUGUAACUGUUACUAAUAUUGAAAAUCAAAGUUUUCUGAUCUCAUACAAACAAUGUGCACUUGUGAAUUCACUCAACACAACUUUGCGGCAUUGUCAGAGUACGAUUUCUAACUUUCCUUUGCGGGAUGAUCCUGAUCGACCGAGUGAAAGUUCAUUGGAUAAGGAGUCCAAUGGCUGGAUUAUCUUCAGUUGCAUGCUGGCCAUUUUACGUGUUCUGCUCAACUUAACACACGAAAAUGAUUAUGGCUGCACUAAAAUUGGUUCCCAGAGAGGUCUUAUUCAAACAGUUUUUGACUGUAUUCUUCAAGUACCUCAGUACACCUUGAUGUGCAAACAGUUUGACUUAUUAGUUUUGAGUCUUGGUUUGUUGAUCAAUCUUGUGGAACAUUGCGUGGUCAAUCGGCGUCUUCUAAUUACCAUGGAAACACUUCGACCUCCAGAGUGUUCGAUUCCAUCAGAGAAACUUGGUGCUGUUGAAGCUUUGGUUGAUUUAUUUUGUCGAAAAGAACUUGCUGCUCGUGAAAUGGAAGCACAAGAAGAAGAAGAAGGCUCCAAUACUGAGGGCUCUUCUCCCAACAAGAGUGGCAACUGGCAUGAGUCAGACUCAUGUUUGCAAUGGAUUGUGGGUACGAAACGAAAGGAAGCUGAGAAGCAAAAUGAGCAGAAACAUAAUGGAGAAGAUGAAUCACAUAUUGAUGCUACAGAUGCUGAAGAGAAAUUCACAAAAGCCUUACACGAAGCCGGAAAACAUAUGGAAAACAGCUUUGUUGCAGCCUAUGUUGCCUUGUUAAUUGGUUGCCUUAUCCAAGACAACCGGAGCAAUGUUGAGAAAGUGAAGGAAUAUCUUCCAAAUGGUUUUGAGCCAAUGAUAAGAAUUUUGAAGAAGUUUUUAGGUUUCAUGAAUCUUACGAGUGCUUCUGGUGGAUCAGGAAGUCGUUCAAUUGCUCGAGUCAUCGAGACUCUGGAAGCUUGUUAAAUAAAUCUGCAGUGAUUUCUGCUUUUGUAUUUUACUGAAAUCCCACCCUUGUUCCUCUGCUCUUCUCUCUCUCUCUCUCUCUCUCUCUCUCUCUCUCUCUCUCUUUCUCUCUCUCUCAUUUUCUCAAUUAUGCUAUUCUUUUUAGCCAUGCCAAGAGUCCAUUGAUUUCUCAUCAUCAUUCAUUGUACCACAUCAAGUCUCCAACAUGUUGCCUCAUUCAGUAAGUGCUUCGCAGAGAUUGCUUAGAAAAUCUUGUCGCACCAUCAAGAAUAUAGUCCCCACCCCCUCCCCCACAUUUCUUCUUCUUCUUCUCUCUCUCUCUCUCUCUUUCGCUCUCUCUAAAUUUUGCUUUAGUUUCAAACUUUCCUCUUCUCCCUAUCUUAAUGCCUCCCUCUUCUCCCUCUUUCUCUCUCCUCUAAGUGAUGUAUGAGUACUAAUUUUACUCUACAAUACAUAGAAAUUGAUUUAGAUGAUUGGGUUGAAGACAAUGUUAAUAGUGCAGCUAUUAUGGUGGCCCAUACCUGGGCAAUCAGUAUGGAAAAUCUAUGAUGAAGACCACUGCAUCAAUCAAUCAAUUCAAUUGUCUAUUUUGUUUUCAAAACAAAAGAAAUGUUUAUUUUCUCAUAUGGACAGAAAAAGAAAACUGUAUACACAAAAAGUGGAAAGAUGAUUUAUAAUUUUGACUUUGGGUAUAAUGUGGGCUAACAAUACAGUAGAAUAGGACAACAACAUGUUCAAUUUAUAUAACAGGGUAAUAGCAUGUUGUGGUAUUGUACAACAGGGUAACAAAAUGUCAUAU